Molecule: messenger RNA, 3165 nt
Organism: Clarias gariepinus (North African catfish)
Lineage: Eukaryota; Metazoa; Chordata; Actinopteri; Siluriformes; Clariidae
Gene: smad3b
Product: SMAD family member 3b
Exons: 9
Coding region: 180-1454 (424 amino acids)
Biological process (GO): transforming growth factor beta receptor signaling pathway; BMP signaling pathway; cell differentiation
Cellular component (GO): heteromeric SMAD protein complex
Molecular function (GO): RNA polymerase II cis-regulatory region sequence-specific DNA binding; DNA-binding transcription factor activity, RNA polymerase II-specific; I-SMAD binding
Source: RefSeq, a predicted model, not a curated record
CAUUACUGCGCUUCUGCACUCAGGACUCUACAGUUAGUGCUUUAGCCGUCGGCUAAAUGUCUGUUGCAGGAACUAAACUUUCGGUAACUGAUAUUCGGCGAAUAUUUUGGUAAAAUUCGACGGGACUGCUUUUCCACAAAGCGUGCGAAGAGGCAGAGAGCCGCGCGAGUAAAGCGAACAUGUCUAUCCUGCCGUUCACACCUCCGAUUGUGAAGAAGCUUCUUGGAUGGAAAAAGGGAGAGCAGAACGGACAAGAAGAGAAAUGGUGUGAGAAGGCGGUGAAGAGUCUUGUGAAGAAGCUAAAGAAAACGGGGCAACUUGACGAACUGGAAAAGGCCAUAACUACUCAGAAUAUAAACACGAAAUGUAUAACAAUACCGAGGUCUCUGGACGGGCGUCUGCAGGUAUCUCACAGAAAAGGCCUCCCGCAUGUAAUCUACUGCCGGCUGUGGCGCUGGCCUGACCUCCAGUCACACCAUGAGCUGCGUGCUAUAGACCAGUGCGAGUUUGCUUUCCACAUGAAGAAGGACGAGGUGUGUGUCAACCCCUACCAUUACCAGCGUGUGGAGACGCCAGUUUUACCUCCGGUGCUGGUUCCCAGACACACUGAUAUUCCUGCUGAGUUUCCCCCGCUGGAUGACUACAGCCAUUCUAUUCCUGAGAACACCAACUUCCCUGCAGGGAUAGAGCCUCUGAUCAACUACAUACCCGAGACCCCACCUCCAGGGUAUCUUAGUGAAGAUGGUGAAAGCAAUGAUCAGCAAAAUCGCAGCAUGGACACAGGUUCUCCAAACUUGUCACCAAACCCUGUUUCUCCUGCAAGCAGCAACCCAGACCUGCAACCUGUAACAUAUUGUGAGUCAGCGUUCUGGUGCUCCAUCUCGUACUAUGAGCUGAACCAGCGGGUAGGGGAGAUAUUCCAUGCCUCACAGCCCUCUCUCACUGUGGAUGGCUUCACUGAUCCAUCCAAUGCUGAGAGAUUCUGCCUGGGCUUGCUGUCCAAUGUGAACCGCAACACCGCUGUGGAGCUCACGCGCAGACAUAUCGGUCGGGGAGUGCGGUUGUACUACAUAGGUGGUGAAGUGUUUGCAGAGUGUCUGAGUGACAGUGCCAUCUUUGUUCAGAGUCCUAAUUGCAACCAGCGCUAUGGCUGGCACCCUGCCACCGUGUGUAAGAUUCCUCCAGGCUGUAAUCUAAAGAUCUUCAAUAACCAGGAGUUUGCAGCUCUGUUGGCUCAGUCUGUGAAUCAGGGGUUUGAGGCUGUGUACCAGUUGACCCGCAUGUGCACAAUUCGUAUGAGCUUCGUCAAAGGCUGGGGAGCAGAAUACAGGCGCCAGACUGUAACCAGCACCCCUUGUUGGAUUGAGCUACACUUAAACGGCCCCCUGCAAUGGUUGGACAAGGUGCUCACCCAGAUGGGCUCACCUAGCAUCCGCUGCUCCAGUGUGUCAUAGGAGACCCAGCACCACAGGCUUCACAACCAGGAACCGAGUGCCUGCAUACUAACCAAGAAAAUAUGAGAAGGCUGGACAGAGAGACAAGCAGACAGACAUAAAUGUCCUCUCAAGUGUUUCCUUUUAGUGUCACUCCACUGCUUGUCAGUCCAGUGAUUUCCACACACAGUUUUGAGCACUUUCUAUUGCUGAUAGCUAUACAGCAUGGCUUGUAUAGCUGUGCAUGACAUGUAGAUUUGUUUUGGUCAUACAAAGAUAGAUUAUAUAUUUUGGCUGUUUUUUUUUUUUUUUUUUACAUUUAAUUUUAAGCUUGGCUUAAAAAUUAGGUAUUAAACCUUACAGAGUUUAAACACUUCAUAUUCAUUGAAGAUGGAUAUGGAUAAAUAACUGGUGAAGUAGAUUUUUAUUAUCAAUCACAUAUAUAAAGCUUGCAGUACUUGAAAGGCUGCAACACUGUAAUUUGAGGAAACUAUCUGAAUUUCUCUCAGGCCAAACAGUUUGCUGUGCUGGCAAUUUCAUAGGCCCUUAACCUCAAGAGGGUUAGUACUGCAUCUCCACGGCCUUAAUUCAAGCGGCUGUGCAACUAUAACCCUAGCUUUUGGCUGUUUUAAAAUGAACAGUAGCUAGGUACUGCUGUUAUGGUGUGUUGGUGCUUACACGCCAUAUUAGGUAACGUAGUGAGCAGUUUAGCACAAUUUAUAGGAUGGUUCAAUGCUGUUAGCCUGGUUAGUGUUUUUUUUUUUUUUCUUCUUCUUCUUGUAGUAUGAAAACUAAAUAUCGCUGUCUCUUUAAUAUGAUAAAAAAAAUCACAUCUUGAUACAAGAUGUGACGUCUGAAAGAUAUAUUUAAGAUUUAUGUUGUGACUUGGAGCUUGACUUGGUGUUUAUGCGAUACCAUGUUAUUCAGAUGAUACAAUUUGACACUGGUUCCAGGAAAAAUAUCCAGCAGGUAUAAAUCAGUAUAACACUUUUUUUGCGUCAAUAUUAUCUUAAAGGUUUUUACAUUUACAACUCAUUGCUGUACAAGUUGGGGAACAUUGGAUUAACUGUUUUUGUAGUUCUUAACAAAACAUCCAGGAUUUGGUAAGGAAUUUAUCAAAUGUGUUGUCCAAUAGAGGCAGAUGUCUCCCAGCUGCAGUUAUGUUUUGUGCGGUAAAUCAUAUUUAAAAUGUGCUGCUGUUUUACUACGUCCAAUAAAUAGUCGGCACAUGCUUUGGCAUAGAGCCCACGUUCCACUUUCUUCAUCUUCAGAGCAUGUGAGCAGUUUCUGAUUUUCAUCAACAUUAUACUAAGCUAAAAGUAAAUAAGGUUACUCACCAUGGUUCAGUAGACUGCUUUAAAAGAACAGUUACAGCUUUCUCAGUCGUUCUCCAUAGCAAGCUGCAGUGCCGUUUACCACAUGGCUCAAAGGAAUAAAUAAAAAUGUGAUGUCCCAAAAAUGUGCAUCAUUUAACUAUGCGUUAACUUUGACAGCCCUUAGUUAUAAAGUUACAAGCCCCCAGUGUGUGUUUUGUAUUAUAAAUACUGAAAAUGGUGCAUUUUUAUGGUGCUUAGUCCCAUGUAGCACAACCUUAAUGUUAAGCACUUGUCUUUGCUACUCUAUCAGAGAGUAAAAAAAAAAAAAAAUCACUUUAACACUGGAAAUUAGGGGUUUGCCAUUCUCAUAACUAUUGUUUUAAUACGUAUUAAAAAAGCAUUCUGCAUAAAAAAAA